This is a messenger RNA of Melanotaenia boesemani (Boeseman's rainbowfish), 4718 nucleotides long. It is a transcript of the gene n4bp1, whose product is annotated as nedd4 binding protein 1. Gene Ontology annotation, cellular component: PML body; nucleus. The transcript has 12 exons. Gene Ontology annotation, biological process: negative regulation of protein ubiquitination; negative regulation of proteasomal ubiquitin-dependent protein catabolic process. Lineage: Eukaryota; Metazoa; Chordata; Actinopteri; Atheriniformes; Melanotaeniidae. The record is from RefSeq and is a predicted model, not a curated record. Bases 398 to 3337 code for a protein of 979 amino acids.
UCAACUCUGAUCAGUUGUUCUAAACUAGCGCGGGUUUCAUCUAACAGGAUAUUCAUCAACGGUUUGGAUGUCGUCAGUAAACAGGUCACAUUAUCGUUUAGUUUUUUCCUAACUAUUAGGUAGAUAAUCAUCUUUACACUUUGCUGUGUUCUGUACACUUUACUGUCGUGUUUUGAUGACGCCAUCACUGGGACUUUCCGGAUACGUCACUUGGAACUUCCGAGUUAUAAAGCUAGCAACCGCUGUGUUCAUGUCGUUUGACGCCGUAAACGUUAGUGAGCUGCUCCGGAAUAUACAGCAACGGAUACUAUGAAAACGCCAAAUACCACGAACACCGCCGAGGGGUUUGAAUAUUGAGACGUCGUUGUCAGAAGCGACGUUCGCACCGAGAGGCGGUAUGUCAACAACGCGGCCCCUCCUCGGAAUGCGACGAGUCACCGAGCUAACGUACCCGGAGCAGCCGACCAGCAGGCUCCCUGCGUCAGCCGGCAGGCAGCAGCAAGAGGCCCCCACCGUGGACGAGUUUACCGUCCUGGAGGAUAAAGAAGAGGAGCUGAAAUGCGCCAAGCCUCGUGUGGAACAAGUUUUUAAAGUGACAUUCACCAUUAUCGGUCUGUUGGACCACACAGGACAGCCACACGGCAGCAAAACAUUACGGCAGAUAUGGCUGCAGCUCAGAGGAAACAGAGACGACGUGUCGAAGGCAAAGGAAUACGUUCGAGGGCUGUGCGACCCGGAGCUGCAGAAAGAAGAGCGCUACCCGGUGGACAUGCACUGCAUCUUCGCUGGCACCCGCGGACUGUUCUUGGACAGACUCAUAUGGGACACGAGUUCUGAAGUUCUGGUGCCAGAGCCGGGCCGCCUGUGGCUGUGUGGUCGGGCCGAACCUGUAGUGAUGGCUCAAAGCAGAGUUCAGCAGUUUGUAGCACUUUUCCAAGAGAAGAGAAGUCUGCCAAGUGACAGAGAAUCAUCAGUGAAAAGAGCCUUCAAGUCCUUCGUGGAGGAAAGAGAUGAUAAAUACACUAUGGAGCUUCUCCUGCUUCCCAGUGCCCUGAAGGAGGAGUUACUGGGGCUGGUUCACACCCCCACCAGCACAUCCACUCUGACGCUGCAUCCCAUCACUGCCGAGGUCGACCAGGACCGCUCACAGAGCAGCACCCCGGUGACGGAGCUGUCCAACCGCAUCCUGGACACCAGCUUUGAGGAGAAAGGAGGCGCAGCGGCAUCUGUCAGUGGAGGGAGUAAAGCAGGAGGCGGGAUCGGUUUGGGUCCCGAGGCCGUGCUGCUCAACGGCACGCGGCCAUCACACAAGCGGCGCUCGUCUGAGAGCGAGAAUCGAGGCACGAAGAGACAGUACUCACUGGAGCGGAGGGAGGAGUCACCUGACAGGGCGCGGGAGCGUCAGAAGGACAGGGAGGGCCGAGGUGGUAGCAGCUGCUGCAGGUCCAAAACCCCCGCCCCCUCCUCAAACCUAUCCUCCUCUUCCUCCUCUUCAGCUAAAUCUAACACGGUGGCCGGUCCGAUCAUGCUGGAGUCCAAUGAGGGCGUUUCAGAUGAAGGAGAGGCAGUCAGUCCAGAAACCAACCUCCGCUGCUUGGUCAAUUUCUUCAGAACCAUGGGCUACCAGCAGGAAGUGGUAGAGCGUGUCGUCAAGACAACAGGACAGACAGAAGACACGUUUCUUGUCCUGGAGAAAAUUGUGGAGGAAACAAAACGCUGCGAGGAGGUGUUGAAAGGAGAGGAAAAUGAAAGACGACGGAACUCCUCUUCCUCAUCAUCAUCUUCUUCCACAGUCUCUUGUUUCAGAGAGACGGAGCGGGAGCUGAACAGGACGCUGGCAGACUCGGGCAGGUCUAAAGAGAACAUUAUGCCCAACCAGCAUGGAAGCAGCAGCAGCAAUGGACUGGGACACCGGAGGCAGUGCAGCAGCAGUGAGACCAGCACCCAGCAGAAGUAUCCAAACUCAUUUCAGGCCAUCACCAUCAAGAGGAGCUCCAGCGCUCAAGGAGGAGCUGGAAACUACGAGGUUAUCACCAUCGACGACGAUGACGACACCAUCCACACCGACACCAAAACCAUAGACAGCAGAACGUCCCGGAUAAUGGCAGUGGCGCACCUUGAGGCACAGUCGGGAUCCCGAACCGACUACCUGGCCCGAGGAGGGGGCGGAGUCUCCCAAAGGGACUACCUGUCUCGAUGCGGGACUCAGACUUUGGGAGGUCCAGUGAAAGUUGAAAGCGUGACAGCACUGCGCAGCACGCCUCAGUGGCUGCCCGCCACAAACUCCUCCUUGGCUUCAACUCCCAGUUCAGCUCAGCCCAUCAACAGACCCUCAGCCUCUGCCUAUCAGACCAUCAGCCACAUGGGUUUUCAGGGGGGGCUGGCCCGGACUCCUCCGACCAACGACCCCACCGCCCCCCAGGUAACCGGUUUAGCUCGUUUCCACCAGUCGCUGAGGACGCCGUUCACAUUGAACCUACCCAAUGAGCCUGGAAACUCUAAACUCAGACACAUCAUCAUAGACGGCAGCAACGUGGCGAUGGCUCAUGGCCAUCAUCGCUUCUUCUCCUGUCGCGGCAUCGCACUGGCGGUGGAGACGUUCUGGAGGCGGGGCCACAGGGAGAUCACAGUGUUUGUCCCUCAGUGGCGUCAGAAGAGAGACCGAUUCACAACAGAACAACAUUUUCUAAACCAGCUGGAAGACCUGCGGCUGCUCUCCUUCACCCCCUCCAGGGAAGUCUGUGGUCAGAGGAUUUCCUCGCAUGACGACAGGUUCCUGCUUCACCUGGCAGAGAAGACAGACGGGAUCAUCGUAACCAAUGACAACCUGAGGGACUUUGUUGACACGUCCGACACCUGGCGCAGGAUUAUUCAGGAGAGGUUGCUUCAGUUUACCUUCGUGGAGGAUCACUUCAUGAUUCCUGAUGACCCGCUGGGGAAAGACGGGCCUCACCUGGACAUUUUCCUGCGUAGGGACAGCAGGUGGGCUCCAGCUACUCCUCCUCCUCUGAGGCCCCCAGACUUCCGGGCCCCGUCCCAGCACCAGCAGCCCAUUUAUGUUCAGGCCCUUCCCUCCGCCCCACGGACCCCCACCUCCCUGACGUCGCACCCCACCGCCCACUGGCCCCAUUCCGGUCCCCCUGAAUGGCACCCGCCUCGCCGUUCGCCCUCCCCAUCACCCUCUGCUCCACCUCAGCGGUCGCCGGGGGAAACAUCAGAGCUAAAGAGGAAGCUGUACGACAUCUUCCCCGACCAGAAGCAGCGAAUCGACCGCAUCCUCAGCGACAACCCGUACAUGAGAGACCUGAACGCCUUGUCCGGGUUGCUGCUUGGAUAAAACCAAUAAAGCUGGCAACGCACGUCAUAUAUACACACACACAUGCAAGAAUAUACAUACGUGUCUGCAUAUGAAUAAUUUAUUUGAGCAUCCUGUCCAGCGUGGAGGCCAUGCAAACAUUUUCUGAUUAUUUUACAGACUGAUCAUCAAACUUGCUGCUAUUUGCUAUAAGUAUUUUUGGGAAAUUGGUCUUUUCAUUCGUGGCUUUUAAAUGAACGGAGGUGAACAACACUGGUGCGACAGAGCGCAGCUGUGAACACAUUACCAGAGUUUUGUUCGGUUGGGAGGAAAUCCCUGCACACUUGGCAUCACAGCGUUUUAAACUGACUCCGUUCUGGAUGCAGAACUUUUUGUUCCGAUGUUUACAACACGGGCCGGUUGUGCAUGUUUUUUUUAAAAAUCACAACGUACAGUUUUCACGCUUGUGUUGCUCUGGAUCACGAUGGACUGGUUUGAGUUCACGGUUUAAAAGUUUGAAGUUGAUUUGAGCGCAACGAACCUUUUCAGCUCACUUUUCUUAGUUCAGUUUUAUCAGAGAAAGCAUUAAAGACUCAUCGGAAGGACGUUUUGGGCUGUAAUGACCUGUGUUUUUAUUUUAUUGAACUCAGCGUAAAUUGGUUUACUUCAAGCAACACUGCCCGUCUUUGUCCUCACGUCUCCUUUCUGUCCGGGUUUCUCUGACUCAUAGGAAUGACAGAAAUGCUGUCGUUUUCACCUCUGGGUCCUUGAACACACCGGCUACAUCACAGACAAGGAAGACGAGUAGCAGAAGAGCAUGAAUGCUUGUAGAUCCACACCUCUACAAUGUCCUGUAGACAGAUCACAACACAGCUGACCGUCAACCACCAGCAGAAACAAUAUUUUCAGAAGUACAUUAUCUUUAGUGAGGAUUGUGUGAAAACAGCUUAGAUCUAAAGCUACUACGGAAGCCCAUAAGGAACAAACCAACAGACGUUUAUGCAUCUAAAUGAUCAUUUCCAGCCUGUUGCAGCACGCUGUUGCUUUAAAACGCUUCGCUUGCCACCAGGUUCUACCUAUUCUGAGCGGUUUUCGUCACUUGUAAGAAAUUUUGUUUUUGUGGGUCAGAUUGCUUGUUUCUUGUGCAAAAUCUGGCAACUCCAGCAGAUCAAGAAGCAGAAAGCAGAAUGAUGCUCCCCCGUUUAGAAGAAUGUGGAUAUUAUGGAAGUUUUGGACAAACCCAAACAUGGAAGAUAUAACUCAUGAGAGCAUUCAGAGGGAAGCUGACUUGUUUAGGUUUAGGUCAUCUGUUUGUUGCCUUCAGAGCUUUGUCAUGUUGGAGUAUAAGGAUUAAGGAUUCCUAAAAUGUGAACUAAGCUAAAAGCUAUUUUGAAGGAUGGCAAGAUAUAGCCUUUUUUUUUUU